AUGAUUACAUUUAUCAAUACAAUUAUUUGCCAAACUAACAUCCAGUAUUUUUGCAGCACGAUGCCCGAAUCAAUGAACAAAAGCCUGUCUGCAGAGUCCUUCGAGGCUUUGCUCGAUGCCCUAGGGCUCUCCGACGAAGACUCAACCACGGUUACCGUGAAACCCAUACCAAGCUACAUCCCAUCGGACAUGAUCAGUCCACCAAGGCCGAUCACCCCAUUCUCCACAGUGGAUUAUUCCAUCGCCGACGAGGCGCGUUACAGCCUAUACGGUCAAGACUACCUCUCCGACUUUGACAUCUGGGCAGACAUCGAGGAUGAGGACAGUGACGGCGACUUUGCAGAAGACGCGCUGCCCUCACGACCAGGCUCCUCUUUCGAGAGCUUUGAGGUGAUCUCCGACCCUGCCUACUCCCUUGCCCACCCAGGCCCGUUUCCGCUCAGUCCCAACCCCGACCUAAGCCCACUCUACCAAACGACGUUCCCUCCGGCCUCUCUCACUCUCCAGUGCAACACCAUCUUAUCACCACCCCCAUCUAAACGCCCGCCCGCAACCCCAUCUGUCAUCUCCAUGUCCAGUUCCACGCCCGUGUCUACUGUGUCGCCCACAGCAACGCGGGCGUCGGCGCCCAGCUCUAUGCCCACAUCCCCGGCAUCCUGUAGCUCGUGCUGCGGCGACGACCACUCGGACGCGAUCCAGAUCAAGGCGGCGCUCAACGCGUCGAUCAUCAUGCUGCGCGUCCCGCGCGCGAUCACGUUUGCGGAGCUCAAGCUGCGCCUGUACGACAAAUUCGUGGGGCAGGAGUCGAUACAUCUCUCACACGCGUUCUCGGUCGUCAACGUUCUUCCGCCGGCCUCCAGCACGAGCACUAGCACGAGCACUUCUCCAAGUUCAAGUGCGCAGUCAAGCCCAAGGACGAGCCCGAUCGACGGCUCGCCUCCGACCAGUGUUAGCUUGAGCGGCAGAACAACACCAGGGUUAAACGUGAAAAGACCAUUGUGGUUGGAGCGCUCGCCUGUCAGACGUCCGAGAGGCAUCUCGUUCGCCGAGCGCACGGAGAUGCGGUUCAUCGACCGCGAGGCAGACUGGCGGAAAAUCGUUGCAUUGGAUUGUGAAGACGGUAACAAAAUCGCCCUGCGGAUACUAGACACACCACCCUAG
Cyclocybe aegerita is the source of this 1161-nucleotide messenger RNA. The record is from the annotation of a GenBank genome assembly. Lineage: Eukaryota; Fungi; Basidiomycota; Agaricomycetes; Agaricales; Hemipholiotaceae.